UCAUAAUUUCUUUGCCCUAACUCAGCCGCAACUACCCCUUUCCCCUUUCUCUCUCUCUCUACAAAACCCCCAAUUCUUCAUUUAUCAAACCCUAAUUACUCCUCCAAUUUCUGUUUCAUCUUCCACAAAUGGUCAAAAUUGAGUCCUCUAUCUUGACUUUCGUAGAUCGAACUUGACCUAAUCGGAAGCAUCCACGAUGAAUUUAAUUUCGCGGUGGUGAAUUCCAUGGAUGCGGUGGAGUUACCGCUUCCAGCUGCUGUUGUUACAAAGAUCAUGAGAUCGUCUGGUUGCAGUGGCGGUGGUGGAAUUAGUCGUGUGGAGUUGUUAGGUAGCAAAUCGGAGCGUGAAACUUCCAGCAGCUCAUUUCAUCCGGAUAAAGAUGAUAACUGUAAUGUCAAUGGUUCAAAACCAGGUUUUUGGAACAAGAUGUCAGAUGAUGACUUGUACAGGCAAGGUGGUCAGUUGACCAGUCUUCGCAACGGAGAAGCAUUUGUUGACCAUGAUAUGGUCUCAGGGCAAGAGGCUAAGCAAUCUCAGAGGAAAACAGGGAAAUCGUCUAGAAGCAAUGGCAAUGGUUCUAGAAGAUCACGAGUAGCACAGAUGGAAGCUUCUUUGAACGUAACAGGAGUAGCUGAUACGAGUGAUCUGCCCAAAGAACUAGGAUCUUAUUCUGGAAAAUACAAUAUUGCAGAUAAAACACAGACGGCGAAACCUAAGACAGCUGUCUCUGGUAAGCGAAGUGAAAAAAGAAAUGGAAAAAUUCCAAAGAACAAAUGUGAUUCUUUUUCUGUUAAAGCCGGAUUGUCAAGCUUCAGUUCAGCUGCUGGUGGAAAUAACAUACUUGGAGUAUAUGGUUCUAAGCAUGAUAUCCGUGAUCUUGUAAAACAUGUGGAAGAUGUGUCACUGAAUGAGCUCCUUGAUGAUAGUUACAAGUGUCCCAACUCCGUCAAAGUCAAAGAAAAGUCAACAGAAGCUUUGAAUGGAAGUAUUUUGCAAUCAGUUAGAGAAGCAUGCUCGGUUCUUCAUCUCCAGAAGCUUACUCAAACCCCAAAGGUGCCAGCCGCAGACCCGACUUAUAACUAUAGUGCUUCGUCUUUCUUGCCAAACUCUAGCACAAAUGAUGAAAACAAAGGAGAUGCAGCAGACCCAUCUCCUUCUAAUAAGGUGGAAAGUUCUUUCGCGGGUCCCACUGAUCACCAUGCAAAUAUACUUCAGUUUCCAUUGUUUGAACCAAAGGAUGUUUUGGACCGUUUAACUCUUCCUCCUCAUAAGGAUCUUGAUCUUAUGCUUCUUGACAGCACGAAGCCUACUUCAACCUCAAAAGUACACAACGGAGGUAGCUUACCAACAUUUCCUUGGUCACAUGUUUCCGGAGGGCAUUUUAAAACUAACCCCGAUGUGGUCAAGUCUGUACCGAGUAAGAGUACUUGCCAAAGUCGAUGGGUCAAAAUCGGGAAGUCAACCACUUCUUUAUGGGACACCGGCACUACUAGUUAUCUUGCAGAUUUUCAACACCUGACUUAUAAUCAAAGCCUAGUUCCGUUACAAAGUCAACCGCUAGGGUCAACCGAAAAAGAAAAACCUCCUCUGAUAUCUACUGUUAAUCGAGAAGCAACACCUUCUGGGACCCGCACAACAGGUUCUAAAAUUUCAGCUGGACAUUCUGCAGGGGUGUUAUCUGCUGCUCAAACAUUAUGCGACCUUGCAGCUGAAUUCCGUAAAAAAGACCAAUACGGGCCUGCCAGCUGGCAAAAGAAAAUUUCCCAUAAAUCUAUAAGAGCUAGCAAGUUAACAUCAGAUGAAAAACUUGAAAAAGCGUUAUUCACCAUCCCAAGUUCACGAUCUGUGGGAACCACCAGCCUCAUCAACGACACCAAGUCACAUAGUUCAAAGAAAGUCAAACUCGACCCCACCAAAGGUCCGUACCAUUGGUCAACUACCACACCUCAAUCGAUCAGAUCGUCGUCAUCAUCAUCUCCGAGCAAACUCUUCAAGAAUAAGAGUUCACCCAUGAUGGAAGCUAAACACCAUGGGAGUAGCAGCAGCCCGUUGAAAAGAUCGAUGACAGCCCCACCUGCAAAGUUACCACCAAACAAACCUUCAAAACUGAGAAAACUUGUACCAAUGGAAUGGAAAAGCCGGGGUGACGAAAAGGGUAAUGCGAAGUACUAAGAUCUGAUUCUUUUGGGUUAAUUAUGUUGUUAGUUUAUUAUUGUAUUUUGAAUUGGUAGUUUGGUGUACAUAAUUUUAGAGUUUAUGGUGUAGUAGUAUCUGUAGUACAGGAAUGUUUCCCUUGUUGGGCCCCCAUAAUGCAAUCAUGUAUGUAUGUAACAGGAGGGAUAAAAGGAUUUUCUUUCUUUUUUCCCCUUCUAGUUUGUUGGAUGAUGCUUAAUGAUUUUCAACUCAAAUUUUACAACCAUAAUACUAUUAGGUUGAA
Helianthus annuus (common sunflower) is the source of this 2437-nucleotide messenger RNA. RefSeq lists its product as uncharacterized. The record is from RefSeq and is a predicted model, not a curated record. The coding region runs from base 226 to 2172 and encodes 648 amino acids. NCBI's taxonomy places the organism in Eukaryota, Viridiplantae, Streptophyta, Magnoliopsida, Asterales, Asteraceae. The transcript has 7 exons.